GAUACAAGAGUUUUACUUAGGGGCAGUGUCGUUUUGCACAAAUGUAUGCCCCAAAGAUAUCGUUGUCUGGUUUCCAUUGGUCCCUUGUAGAUAAGUGUGAGGGUGUGGUUCUGGUGUUGCUCUCAUUGGUGCAGGGAUGUCUCAGUAUACUCCAUAAUUAAUGAGGUCCGAUGUGUACCAAUAAAUGCUGCCGCAGUGAUUAUACUCUGCAUCCCCGGUCACUGUGUUGAACGGACCUGUAAGAGCAGUAAUUCCGCGCAAGACCCUACUCAUGACCCACAGAAUGCAGAACUUCUCAGUGCGCAGUGGUGGGGGUAGUGUAUAUUACCCCCAGCGCUCUGUGUCCAUGUCCAGCGCCUCCAGCAUGCAUGGAGGGGCGGGUGGCAAGGGCAGUCGCAUCUCUGUCUCACGUCUGGGGUCUUCUCCGGGGUCCCUACGACCCAACCUAGAUCUUUCACGAGCCAGUACCGUCGCCAUGGUGGCUGGUGGUGGUGCUGUCAACCAGCGGGAGGCCAUGCAGGAUCUCAACCAGCGGCUGGCUGACUACCUGAGCGAGGUCAGCAGACUAACGGAAUCCAACAAUGAGCUGGAAAAAAGGGUCCAUGAAAUCGUAUCCAAAAGGGGCCCCAUAGAACGGGACUGGAACGCUCUCCUAAAACCCCUGACCGACCUGAAAAAGCAGCUGGAAGACAAAAAUUUGGAGAAUGCAAAACUGAUGUUGCAAGUCGAUAACGCCAGACUGGCUGCAGACGACUUCAAAAUCAAGUUUGAAGCAGAAAACGCCAUGCGCAUGAGCGUGGAACAGGAUAUUGCAGGACUGCGCAAGGUCAUUGAUGACACCAAUCUGGCUCGUAUGCAACUGGAAUCCCAGGUGGAAUCCUUGAGGGAGGAACGGGCUUAUCUCUGCAAGAACCAUAAUGAGGACGUUGCAAUUCUGAAGGCGCAGAUUGCAAACUCAAAUGUGAUGGUAGAAGUGGAUGCUCCCAAAGGAGAUGAUCUAAGUGCCCAUAUUGCCAAUAUCCGCUCCCAGUAUGAGAAAUUGGUCGAUGAAAACAAAAGACAAACGGAGGCCUGGUACAAGGACAAGUCUGACUCCUUGUCUCAGGAAGUCAAGAUGAACACUGAAGCCCUGGAAACAACCAAGACUGAGUUGACAGAAUUACGCAGACAGAUCCAGGCUCUUGAAAUAGAGCGUGACACUCUCCAUAAAACGAAUGAUUCCCUUGGAAAAAACCUGAGUGAUACGGAGGGCCGUUAUAAUAUCGAGCUGUCAAAACUGGCACAGAUUCUUGUUAGCCUCCAGGAUGAGUUGGCACAAUGCCGUUCCAACAUGGAAAACCAGAUGCAUGACUUUGAAGCCCUCCUCAGCCUGAAGACUAAACUUGAAGUAGAAAUUGAGAUGUACCGUCAGCUGCUAGAUGGUGAACUAGACAGACCUGAAAGGCUACCUCCUCCGGUCAAAGUAGAACAAGUAAAACAAACAAUUAAGAAGGUGGUCGUGACCACACAGGAGCUUGUGGAUGGGAAAGUCAUAAAUGAGAAGAGAGAGGAAGUGAUUCAAUAAGAGAUGUUUAACUGCAUGCUGUUUACCUCUGCCUAACUAUACAAUCAAGUUAUAUAUUGUUUAAAUUUAUCCUAACUCUAUAGUUUAUUGACUUAGUUUAUUGACUUAUUGCACUGACAUUUUUUGUGCUUAAUAAAAUGAAAGUUCUACUUGGAAA
Protopterus annectens (West African lungfish) is the source of this 1721-nucleotide messenger RNA. Its product is annotated as keratin, type I cytoskeletal 18-like. The record is from RefSeq and is a predicted model, not a curated record. Lineage: Eukaryota; Metazoa; Chordata; Ceratodontiformes; Protopteridae. The transcript has 8 exons. Gene Ontology annotation, molecular function: structural molecule activity. The coding region runs from base 272 to 1564 and encodes 430 amino acids.